CGAUGAUAGAGGUGGACAAAAUGACGGGUGGGCGGUAUUGGCUUAGUUUCCACCGCAAUAAGAGUUGAGUUGAAACAAGGUUGAAUCAGAGUUGAGUCGAACGGUAGUGCGGUGGAAACGCCAAACUCAAUUUUAGACCUAAUCCUACGAAUGAUGCCAGGUUGGGCGAAAUCAGGUUUGGUGGAAAUGCGCAUCUGGGGUCGAACUGGAGUUGUAUGCGGUGUUGCCAACUAUGUAGUACGAACAGUUUGAAAUGUUUUAAAAGAUCCAAAAAGAUCCUACUGGAUCCUACAUGCGGAUCUUGUGGAUUUAUAACGUUAGUUGAAAAGAUGAAUGAAGAAGAUGCAUAUAAAUAUGUUCAACCAAAGAAGAGAAACAUUUGGUUGGUGCAUGAAACAAUGUGUUGUUGGUAUAGCUGAUAUUUCAACUCAACUCCCAUCAACUCUACUUGAACUAUGCCUAGUGGGAGUGCGGUGGAAACGGCUGAAGGUAGAAAAACUGGCCUCUAUUUAAGCUCUAUUUGAGCUCGAUUCUGUGUCCGUGGAAACUAAGCUAUUGUUAAUUUAGAUUAUUCAGAUUAGUUUUAUUUUAACAGUUUAGCUAGGAUGAGUGUUUUCAUUUUGCAUGAAAACACGGUGUGACCUAAUUCAGCCGAUGUAACCUAACCUAUUCUUACUCCAAUCUGUUUUCAAAACAUAUGACGUGAUAUUGCCAAACAACGCACAACAGAAUUCAUAAGUAAUGCCAAAUAUAAUGUGGGCUGAAGUUUAAGUGUAUAAUUGUCAUAUGCAAUUUGUAAAAUGUAUUCUCGAGGACUGAGAACCCAUAGACUUAUCUAACACGACCACUAAUAAUUUCCAAGGCCAAGAAAGCAUCUUUAUUCACGUAUAAUGAAGGACAUCACUGUGUGUGAAAUAGAUUUAAAUGGGCUUGAGGCUAAUCGAAUAACAUUAUGGACGCAAUGGUUUGAAGAUCAUUUUAAAGUAGUUUUAUUGCCAAGUAAUAAUGUACCACUCAGUGGUAACAACGGAACAGAUUGAUUACUUUGCUGCAAAUGAUAAGUCUUGUAAUACUCGUGAUGAGUAUAUACAAAAAACAAGAAAUAUUCUGUCAGGAAGAAAUUCAGGAGUGUAUCAAUUUUCUCUGCAAAAUGCUAAGUUCCGAUGGACAGAAGGCAUGUGGGACCGUGGAAUUGUUGAAGUAACUCCAUGCAAUAUAGAGGAAUUUUCUAAGGUUUUAGAGAAAUUUCUUGUGCAGUACCGUAGUAUGGAAGAGUCGGUUAACAAGUUGGAAUCAGAAAAUAUUCACCUAAAGCAAAUGUACAUGAAACUAAAUGACAGCCUGGAAAGCAUUUCAACUAGAAAAGAAGAGCUUGAACGAAUUUUAUUGCAAAAGUUUCUUCUCCUUAUAAACUCUAAGAAAAAACGAAUUAGAGAAUUAGAAGAGGCUGCCAAGAAAAGACCAAGAGAAGAUAAUUCCAUAUACGAUACUAGCACUGAUGAUGGUGAAUCAUCAGAUGUUUCUGAAAAUGCAAUCAAUAAAAAUAAAUCAGCUAAUAAUUACAUAGUUGACAGCACAUCAACAUCAAAAAUAAGAAAACUUGAAAAUUUGUGCACUAAAACCAAUGAAAAUGCAAAAGAAAAAAAAUCAAGAAGUAAAGAAGGAACGUCGGUAACUAAUAUUAGUAAUCUUGACAUAACAGAAGAAGAAUCGGAAGAAGAUUUAUUUACAUAAAACAGACUAAGCAUGGCUGCUUAAAAUUUUCAACAUAUUGAAAUUUUUUAAUUAUUUAUUAGCUGGAUACAAUUUAUGCUAUGUGAAGCAAUCAUUUGUGUGCAAAUAAUUCAUCUAUUGAUGAUGCAAGUGAAUUAAUGUGAAACAAACGUUGUUUUUUUAUAAAAAAGAUGAACUUGAAGUUAAUUAUUCUAGUCAAUGUAGAAGACAUGAAAAAAAUUGUUUACACAAAUUAUCAUAAACAAAUAGCAAUUUGCUUGAAAUCUUCUGCCAUAAUAUUCAUUCAACACCUAAAAUUUUACAUUAAAAAAAAACAAAAUAUGAUUUUUCAAGAACGACCAAAGCGAGUAGAAGGAAAUUCAAUUAAUACUGGAUUAAUAAUUUUCCAAUGUCUCGACAUAUCGUCACAUUCCGUUUCUUGAAGAAUACCCAUUUUAUAAAAAAGCUGAGUGCAAGUGAUAGCUUCUCGGAUGGCUCCACUUCUUGAAUUAAAUAACAAAAAGUGUGUGAAUGGAUAACGUGGUGGCAAUGAAAUGCUUCUUCGAAACUUUUCUAAUUCAAUCCCAAAUAUUUUCCGUAUAGCUGCUGUAAUCAGCUGUGAAAUAAGAUGAAUUUUAAAAUUGAAAUGUAUAGAAAUUCAGUAUAAAUUACAAGUAGCAGACAAUAGUCUGCAUACUAAUUUUUAUAGUGAUACUAGAAACCUGUAUAUCAUGAAAAUCUUGAAUACCAAUUUUGGGACAAGAGGAAGAAUCAAUCCAUAUUAAUCGUCUGCCAGUUAUAAAGUUUUUCCUAAAACUCUUCUAAAAUAAAAUAAAAUUAGAAGAGAAACACCUUUUUAUUAUCUUAUGCUAAAGAACGUAAGUUAGAUAUAAAAAGGAUAUAAUAUGAACUGACUUCAUAUUGUGGCAACCCAAUAUUUAUUAUCCAGGAAACAACGUCUUCGACAUCCCAUUCCCAAGGAUCUGGCUUUGGUAAAUUAUCCACGACUGCUCCAGCAAGCUUCUUCAGACAUAAGGGUGGCUCUCUAAAAUGCACCAACCUCUGUAAAUAAAUAAACAAAAUUUUUAUCAUU
Molecule: messenger RNA, 2806 nt
Organism: Cephus cinctus (wheat stem sawfly)
Lineage: Eukaryota; Metazoa; Arthropoda; Insecta; Hymenoptera; Cephidae
Exons: 2
Coding region: 1006-1734 (242 amino acids)
Biological process (GO): double-strand break repair via nonhomologous end joining; response to X-ray; positive regulation of ligase activity
Cellular component (GO): nucleus; DNA ligase IV complex; DNA-dependent protein kinase-DNA ligase 4 complex
Molecular function (GO): DNA binding
Source: RefSeq, a predicted model, not a curated record